Molecule: messenger RNA, 786 nt
Organism: Penicillium paradoxum
Lineage: Eukaryota; Fungi; Ascomycota; Eurotiomycetes; Eurotiales; Aspergillaceae
Product: bZIP transcription factor bZIP-1
Exons: 5
Coding region: 1-786 (261 amino acids)
Cellular component (GO): RNA polymerase II transcription regulator complex
Molecular function (GO): transcription cis-regulatory region binding; DNA-binding transcription activator activity, RNA polymerase II-specific
Source: RefSeq, a predicted model, not a curated record
AUGCAGCCUGCACUGGCGCCAGCGCCGCAUCCAAGCAUGCAGACUUCUGCUCAGGACCAUGCGGAUCAGGUUCUUCAUGACCAGCUUCUAGCUGCUCAGCACCACCUGGGCGGUCGCCCUCAAGGUGCACCAGGCCAGCAACAGCACCUGCAGCCCAGCAAUGCUAGCCCUCGCGAUCAGGCAAAUAUUGACCCGGCCAUAUCAGGUGCCAUGCUCGGCGCCCCUCAGACUCCCACCCAACCGCAGGGAUCUCCCCCGUCUGAUGGCGGCUCCAAGAGCUAUGGCAAGCGCGAGCUGUCCACUUCCAAGCGUGCUGCGCAGAACCGUGCUGCCCAGCGUGCAUUCCGCCAGCGCAAGGAAACUUACAUUCGCAAGCUUGAGGAAGAGGUCAAAAACAUCGACCCUCUCAAAGACCAGGUCAAGUCCCUGGUGAGCGAGAACUACCAGUUGCGCGAGUACAUCAUCAACCUGCAAUCGCGCCUCCUCGAAGCCCAGGGCGAAGUUCCCGAGCUCCCUGCCAACAUCGACUUGAAACUCCAGCCCCCGGGCUCCGUGCCUGCCCCUGGACCACCGACCCAGCAUCCAAGCUCGGUUUCUGAUGAUAUGAACUCCCUUAACCGCAUUGCUGCUGCAACGCUCGGCAUGCGCAAGCACCCUGAUGACACCAGCUUCCUCAAUAGCAACUUCCAGCAGAAUAAGCGGGUGCGCACGGAUGAGAACCAGGGCGAUGUAUCCGAUGGCGUGAGCAAGCAGGAGGUUACCCAUGGUCUGCCCAUGGUGAACUGA